AUGGCGGCCCGCACAUUCGUCGCUGCGGCGGCACUCCUGGUUUUGGUGUGCCUGGGAUCCGCCCCUGGCGCCCAUGCCCGCGAGCUGCAGCAGUACUCCAGCAGCAUCACGGAUUUCCUGCGGAGCACGGCGGCCUCCACGCUGCGCAACAGCAAUGGCGCUGCCAAGGCAAAGGCCCCCAGUGUGACGAUCAACCCCGAGGACCUGAAGGUCAAGUUCAUCCUCAACCCGCGGCUCAACCUCGCGGGGGCUCUGAACCUUGCCGCUGCCUUCAAACCUACGGCGGCUUUGGACCUGUCUCCGGCGCUGUCCCUAUCAGGCACGGGCACACUUUCAGGCACCGCCACCCCCAGCGUCGAGGGCGGCCUGACAACCGACGUGACGCUGCCCUCCACCAGCGUCGAAAUUUCCAACGGCACCACCACCACCACUGUCAGCGGAGUCGGCACCAGCACCAAAGCUACUGCCUCAGUCACUAGCUCCAGCGGCCCCAGCACGCCCGCCCCUAAGAAGGCGCCUUGA
Monoraphidium neglectum is the source of this 522-nucleotide messenger RNA. RefSeq lists its product as hypothetical. Lineage: Eukaryota; Viridiplantae; Chlorophyta; Chlorophyceae; Sphaeropleales; Selenastraceae. The coding region runs from base 1 to 522 and encodes 173 amino acids. The transcript is spliced from 4 exons. The record is from RefSeq and is a predicted model, not a curated record.